CUCCAUUUAUACCUCCGGCGCGGCGACGCACCCAGCAUCCUCUCCCUCCCGCACGAGCCAAGGGGACCAAAUCCCAAGCCUAGAUCUCGAGAACCCAAGAGGCGGAAUCGAAACCAGAGCCCCGGAACAUGUCAGCGCCGGCGACGGACGAGGCGGCGGUGGAGGCGCGCCUCCAGGCGCUGCGCCAGAGGCUCGGGAAGAAGCAGCACUUCGAGGAGGCCGUCGCCGAACUCGCCGCCACGGUCCGGGACCACUACGCCGGCGCCUCCCCCGCCCUCCGCAAAUCGAUGUAUUCUAUGGUUUGCCGUGUUGCAACAGUCCUUCAGACUAGAUAUACAGCUCCUGGAUUCUGGCGUGCUGGUCUAAACCUCUUGGUAGGAAUGGAGAAGCUGGUAACUAAUCCUUCUGAAAAGGAGCACUUGAAGACCUGCAUUUCAAGGGCCCGGGAGCAUCUUGAUGAAAAAGAAAAUGAGGACUCCAUGCCAAGCAACAGAGAAGCAGACUCCAGAUUUCUUUUUGAAGGUCACCUUACUGUGGGACCGGAACCUCCGCCUCCGGCAUGGCUUGUUGCCCAGAAUUUAGCACUAGAAUUGAGCAUAUUAACUGAAAACUCUGGGGAUCAAGAUGGGAACAACAAUAGAACAGAACUUAGAGCUGAGGAGAUGGCACCUGCUAUAAUGAACUUCUUAGACACCAUAUCAGGGGACAGGGAUCUAGAAACUGCCUUGGAAGAAUCACUGCAGGGAAUCAUGGGGAAUCCGCCCAAGGUACCCCCAGCUUCAAAGGAGGUUGUUGCCAAUCUACCAGUCAUAACUGUUACCGAUGAAGUCAUCGCUAGAUUGGGCAGUGAGACCGAGUGUGCUGUUUGCCGUGAAAACUUGGUUGUGGACGACAAGAUGCAGGAGCUGCCGUGCAAGCAUCUUUUCCAUCCUCCGUGCCUGAAGCCAUGGCUGGAUGAGAACAACUCCUGUCCGAUAUGUCGGCAUGAGCUGAGGACUGAUGACCAUGUAUAUGAGAGCAGGAAGGAGCGUGAGCGAGAGGAGGAGGAAGACAGGAGGGGAGCGGCGAAUGCUGUCAGGGGUGGGGAAUUCAUGUAUAUCUGAACUCAGCAAUACCAGAAUGUACUCAUUUACAGAGCUUUCUGAUUUGCUGAUACCUUCCUGUCGUUUUACCUGUGAAAUUAAGAGCGUCUCUCGUCCUCUCCAAAUUAA
Phragmites australis (common reed) is the source of this 1211-nucleotide messenger RNA. Its product is annotated as E3 ubiquitin-protein ligase AIP2. Bases 129 to 1103 code for a protein of 324 amino acids. NCBI's taxonomy places the organism in Eukaryota, Viridiplantae, Streptophyta, Magnoliopsida, Poales, Poaceae. Gene Ontology annotation, biological process: protein ubiquitination. The transcript is spliced from 5 exons. Gene Ontology annotation, cellular component: cytoplasm. The record is from RefSeq and is a predicted model, not a curated record. Gene Ontology annotation, molecular function: ubiquitin protein ligase activity.